This is a messenger RNA of Orbicella faveolata, 2985 nucleotides long. RefSeq lists its product as uncharacterized. Gene Ontology annotation, molecular function: calcium ion binding. Gene Ontology annotation, cellular component: myosin II complex. The record is from RefSeq and is a predicted model, not a curated record. Lineage: Eukaryota; Metazoa; Cnidaria; Anthozoa; Scleractinia; Merulinidae.
GAGGACUGGUCAGUUAAUGCGAGUUUGCAUAAAUCGCAUUUUUAGGGAGCAAAAGCUUAGCGUGAAAAUAUAUCAACAUUUGCGCUAAGAAUGUUAUUCCAAGAUUGGAAAAAUUGCGCGGAAAUGCAAAGCGGCUAGUUAUAAAUUCGUGUUAGUUCUUCCGCUAAAAUAUAAUCAAAAUGUAAUUAAUUAUUCAGGGAAUAUUUCUUGUUCUGGCCUCUUAUUUUAAGGACAAGUUUUGUGAAUCGUUAACGACUGUAUGCGGAGUCAACGCAAGGGUGCUUCCUCGCGAAAGUACGAAAGCAUGGGUAUGCUGCCUUUGUAAAGAAGCUUUUCACAACACCAGCUUGAAAUGGCUGUUUUUGCAUUCGUGCCCUUGGAAAUUUUCAAUUAUGCACGAAACAAUGGCAGCCGACGUUUUUUUAAUUAGCCUUUUUGUCUAUUUCGGCAUCGCACGACCAUCAUUUUAAAUUAAAUACUGCCCGCGGGUGGUUGCCAUGGUGACGACAGCGGCACUGCAGGGGUUGGUCCAAUCCGCUAUAAACAUUCAUGACUUGGAAUACAUCGUGGGUUUGUAAGAGAAGUCAUCGCAUCGCUUUUGAUGCCAUUGACUUCUUAAUGAGGUGUCAACCGGGGCGACCUAGCUGAAAUGGAUUUCCUGACCCGGGACCAAAUUGGAGAAUACCGUGAAGCCUUCAAAUGCUUCGAUCUGAACGAAAAUGGAACAUUAUCAACCAAGGAACUUAAAUGCGCCAUGCGCAUGCUCGGAUCAAACCCAACGGACUCUCAAGUGCAGGACCUGGUGAAUGCAAAAGAUUUUGAUGGUGAUGGCACAAUUAAUUUUGAAGAAUUUGUAAAUAUGAUCGAGGAACACAACAGUACAGAAGAGGAUGACAAUUUAUUUAUGAUAUUUAGUGUCUUUGACCCUGAACAUAACGGUUUUAUUGAAGGAGUACACAUUAAGAAGGCUUUGCAAAGUUUGACCGAUGUCCCUAUCGAAGAAGUGGAUGAAAUUAUAGAGAAAGCUAGAAUCACUGAUGAAAGGAAGAUGAGUUUAGAAGAGUUCUCGGCGCUACUUGUGCCUCUAAUCUACAGAUCAGCAGAUAGGCAUGGUUACCAUGGUGAUAGAAGAAGCUGGAGGAGAAGUAAAAAUUUGGAAGCAAGUUCCGACACUCGAGCCACUAACAACACUACUUCUUUGCAAGACCUGUUGUAUCCGAACGACUGUACCAGACGAACGAAGUAUUAUGUUCCGGAAACAACAUCCCUGAGUUCGUUAGAAAACCCCACUUUCCUUUAAUAAAUUCCAUAACCAUGGUGUCCAUGCUUACAACUAAAAUUUAACAUGAGUAGAAAGAGUAAGUGAUCCGCCAUUUGUGACUGGAAAAGGUUACCCUCAUUGUUUGGUUAAUCUCCAACCCAGAUCUACCAAGGCUAAACCGAGUGGGAUCUGGGUACCAGAUAAAUGUUUGGUAGAAUGUUUAUGGACAGAUUUUUUUGACGCCAACUGGCAUUGGUUGCCGUGUUUGAAAGAGGCGGUUGAAAAGAUACUUUUCAUGGAUGUAUUGAAAAAGUAACGUAUUAUAUUUCAAGGAAUACUGCAAAAGUCAGCCAAACAACGUAAGAGGCGUGAAUAAAAUAUAUUUCGGCUGGCCAACACCAGCCUUCUUCAGGUUUAUUUAAAAGAACACGAGUUUACAUGGUUUGUGUAUAUAAAGAGCGGACGUUGUCUGAGCUGCCAACGUGAUGUGUAAAAAUAAGAUAAGAAUUACAAAAUAAUAAUAACAGGCCUGCAGGCCUUAACAAAAGAGAUGAAAUAUAAAUUUCACCGUCUAAUCUUUAUCUUUAUUGUAUUACAUUUCUUAUAAUUGUUAGUUUGUAAUUCUUAUUUUUAUACAUCUAGCUGAGAACAAGGCUGUCAUAAAGUACAUAGAAAUUAUUAUGAUACAUUUUAAAAUAUAACGAUGCCUUUUUUAUGGAGUCUCAAUUUUUUAAUAGCUACAAGCCAUUACGACUAAUUGUUUUGGUCCUGAAUUUUGCAUUGUUCAGGUUCUUUUGGUAUUUAAUUUAGUACAAUGCCAUUUCCAUGUUGGCUUUUAUCUAUGUAAAACAAAAGUCGUUGAGCUAAAAUAUUUCAAAUAAAAUAACUUUAAAAUAACUUUUUGUUUUCAGAAAAAUAUGUAACAUAAAUUAUAUUAAGUACAUUAAGUAUAUUACGAAGUUUAUGUUCAUUUCUCACCUUCGCGUCCCCUUAAUUAUACCAAAAAUUUCCAAUUAGCCAGUAUGGGUUUUUUUUAUUUUUAAAGUAGACAAAUGUUCUCUUCGUAUUGUACGAACGGUUUGCAAACCUUGCAUAUGACUUGUGCGCCUGAAAUUUGAAUUGACCAAUCAGAAUUCAGAUAGCAAGAAAAACUGCAUCCACUUAUGUACUGACCUGGCAUCAAUGAAAGGCAUUACAGUUAGGCAACUUUCCUCACUGGGCAUGGCAUUUUAAAAAUAUUCACGAAAAGCGAUUUACAACUCCAAAAAUCCUGAUUAGAAUGUAAAAAGGGAAAAAAAUUGAAACAUUUUACUUCUCCGAGCUUUUAAUUUGGCGCCAAAAAUGGGUUACCAGCGUCUGGCAACUCACUCGGAGUUCGUCUAGUGAGGCCAGGUAGGAAAAUAGUUGAGUUAUUUUGAACAUAAUUUGUUGUUCCUCGUCAAAUUAAACCCAGAAUUCUCGAGUUAAGUGUAAGAAGAAACCACAGCAAAGUCUUUAGUUUUGUUUAGCUGCGAAGAAAAAGACUAUUGUCGCGUCGUUUUGGUGGGACAGUUCGGUUCGCUAGUACUACGGGCGCAGUCGCCGUAUGCAAGAAAGACCUUGAGAUGAAUUAUAAAUUUCAGAUGACGGUGAGCAACUGAUUUUUCCUUAUCAGUCAGCCAGUCGGUCAGCCAGUCAGCCAGUCAGCCAGUCAGUCAGUCAGACAGUCAGUUAGUCAGUCAGUC